Sphaerodactylus townsendi is the source of this 1782-nucleotide messenger RNA. Its product is annotated as aquaporin-1-like. Gene Ontology annotation, molecular function: ammonium channel activity; carbon dioxide transmembrane transporter activity; glycerol transmembrane transporter activity. The transcript is spliced from 3 exons. Gene Ontology annotation, cellular component: membrane. The record is from RefSeq and is a predicted model, not a curated record. Gene Ontology annotation, biological process: carbon dioxide transmembrane transport; hyperosmotic response; renal water transport. The annotation marks the transcript as partial. NCBI's taxonomy places the organism in Eukaryota, Metazoa, Chordata, Lepidosauria, Squamata, Sphaerodactylidae.
CUGUCAAAUGGCAUCAAUGCAGGGCAAGGCCUGGCCAUCGAAAUAUUUGCGACCCUACAGCUGGUGCUGUGCGUGCUGGCCACAACGGACCGAAGGAGGACUGAUGUCUCUGGGUCGGCUCCCUUGGCCAUUGGCCUUUCUGUGGCCUUGGGGCAUCUUCUCGCUAUCGAUUAUACCGGUUGUGGAAUUAAUCCAGCCAGAUCUUUUGGUUCCGCUGUGGUGACGGGUAUAUUUGUGAAUCACUGGAUCUUUUGGGUCGGCCCAAUAAUCGGAGGCGCUGGCGCGGCCCUCAUCUACGACUUCAUCCUGGCUCCUCGAACCAGCGACGUCGUUGACCGCAUGAAAGUGUGGACCAGUGGGCAGGUGGAAGAAUAUGAUCUCGAUGCAGAUGACUCCAGAGUCGAGAUGAAGCCAAAAUAAUGGAGCUUCGCGGGAGAAAGCAAAGCGAAGCAAAAGAACCACAAACAACCUUUACCCCAAUUUCUGGAGAUUUUUAUCAGUAUUAUAGACUCUAUAAAACAAGCGGUUCUUCCAAAAUGGUUUUAUAAGUCAUUAAGGUAUCCUCUCUCUCUUUUCUCUUCUAUUUUCUGACCUCGUUAUAUGUGUGGCUUCAUGGUGAGAGAAAUAUAGGGUCACAAUGAUAUCUAUAUAGUGUGAAAUCUCAGGAGAUCUGCUCUAAUGAUUUUGGAAGCCCGGAUUUAGGUUUCUCUAUCCAAAGAGGAUAUAUUGGUAUAUAAUGAAGUCCACGCAAUCAGACAGCAUAUAAUCAGAAAUUAAAGGUGAAAAGAAGUUACCUGAAAGAGAUGCCACUGGUGAAAGAAAGAUUGAUAUUAGACCCAGUUCUGGAAAUGAAAAAUUAUGGGAAAGGACCAGCCAAUUGAACAGAUGGUAAAUUUCAACAUUCCCAGGGGCCAUGGUGUUCUCUAGAAAGUGAUCCAAGGUCCAGAAACAUAUUUUAGCAUAUAAAUUGACCCUACACAAGUGCACAGUGAUUGUCCUCUGCUAUUGGAGCAUAUAAGAAUAGAAGUAGCGCCACGUUGGAUCAAACCAAAGGCCUAUAAAAUAUGAAACUCUUUCCCCCCCAGUGGCUGAUCGUUAUGUGUUUUUUUUUUGCAUAAUUUUAUUCACAAACAUGAGCAUGUAUUAUACUUGGAAAUUCCGGUAGAGAGGUUUGAAAAAUAACUGCGUCUCUCACAACUGGAAACGAUGUCUCUUAUUUUUUCUGAACAGAGCUGGGCAACUUUUUCUACCUUACUUUAACAUCAGACAGGACUGUUGGUCUCCAGGUAAAAUUAGCUGAGGGCCUUUUGUUGUUGUUGUUAAAUUAGUGGAGGGUCUUGAUUGGCCCACGAAGCACCAGUUGGCUGCUCGUUCGAAGAUGCCUCCACAGACAGGGCUGCUGAGAAUCAGUGCAAUCUUUCAGACAAAGAUUCUUGCAGGGUCGCUGCCUCCCAUCCAGAUACAAUCCAAGCAUAUUUUGAAGACAAACCUUGCCCAUAUUCACAGGCUUGCAAGUUGACUAGGGAGGACAUCAGAAUUCUGUCUGCAGAGUUUCUUGGUGGGGUGUAUCGUUAAAGACGUCACAGCUCAAUCUAUCAACAUCCAUCUUCAGAAUGUACCACAAAUGUACAAAAAUGGCAAAACCCUUGGCAUGUAUAAUUUCAGUAUAUACCCUUUAGUGUACUGACAAUGUAAAGAGGAAGGAAGGAAGGAAGGAAGGAAGGAAGGAAGGAAAAGAAAGAAAGAAAGAAAGAAAGAAAGAAAGAAAGAAAGAAAGAAAAA